UUUUUCAAGCUGUCUGUCAGAGAAUGCCCAACAGGAAAAUGUGGUAUGCCAAAUUGCCGAAUGGACUGUCCAAACUGUAUGAACGGGGCAGUGUGUGAGCCUCAUUCUUGUUCAUGCCUAUGCCCAGCCGGCUACAUUGGUGAUCUAUGUGAGACAGCGCACUCUACAAGUGAUUUUGGACAGAGCGGCACCAUGGCGUGCAGUACUGGCGUUGACAAGUGCAUAGGUAACCGAUUCUGUCGACCUCAACCAUUUGGGUGUACUUGUGCAGGAGGUUUUUCUGGAAUAGAUUGUGGGACAAGGUGUUCUGCAGGAACAUAUGGCCCCGAUUGCAAGUUAGUCUGUUCGUGUCCGGAUGAUGAGUGCAAUUACCAUAGUGGUUGCAGUUCCAGUAGUUGCAGUGAUGGGAUGACUGGCGAUACUUGUACAG
Messenger RNA from Anneissia japonica, 430 nucleotides. Its product is annotated as angiopoietin-1 receptor-like. Gene Ontology annotation, molecular function: scavenger receptor activity. The record is from RefSeq and is a predicted model, not a curated record. The annotation marks the transcript as partial. Lineage: Eukaryota; Metazoa; Echinodermata; Crinoidea; Comatulida; Comatulidae. The transcript has 4 exons.